Nicotiana attenuata is the source of this 2473-nucleotide messenger RNA. Its product is annotated as zinc finger BED domain-containing protein RICESLEEPER 1-like. Gene Ontology annotation, molecular function: protein dimerization activity; DNA binding. Bases 195 to 2213 code for a protein of 672 amino acids. The transcript is spliced from 3 exons. Lineage: Eukaryota; Viridiplantae; Streptophyta; Magnoliopsida; Solanales; Solanaceae. The record is from RefSeq and is a predicted model, not a curated record.
GCAACCCAACUUCACCAAUUCUCGCUAACGAGACGCUCACUUCACUCUCAUCUCUUCGUUUAUCACACACAAUUACACCUUCACUAUGUGAUUUCCUUCACACAAAAAACCUUAACCGCUUACAAACAAACCCUAACUUCCAUCUGUAACAACGCCAACGUUCUUCAAUUCUCGUAUUGCUACAGUCGGAAGCAAUGGAGAUAGCUGAGGAAGCAGUUAUAGUCAAUUCUAGUAGACUAAAAUCUGUUGUGUGGAAUGAUUUUGAUAGAGUAAAAAAAGGUGAUACUUUUGUGGCUAUCUGUAGGCACUGUAAAAGGAAACUUAGUGGGUCUAGCACCAGUGGGACUUCACAUUUAAGAAAUCAUUUGAUCAGAUGUCGUAGGAGAUCAAACCAUGACAUAAGUCAGUUGCUUACACGGGGAAAGAAAAAGGAGGGAACCCUUGCCAUCUCGAAUUUUAGUUUUGAUCAAGAGCAGAGGAAGGCUGAAGCAGUCAGCAUUGUGAGGACUAAGUUUGAACAAGGGCACACAAGAGAUGGGUUACUCAACAAUGGGAUUAACUUUGAUAAUAGGCGAAGCCGGCUUGAUCUUGCUCGCAUGAUCAUAUUACAUGGCUAUCCUUUGUCUAUGGUUGAACAUAUUGGUUUCCGUAUAUUUGUCAGAAAUCUUCAACCUUUAUUUGACAUUGCAACAUUUGAUGGAGUUGAGGCUGACUGCAGGGAAAUUUAUCUGAUGGAGAGACAGAAAGUAUAUGAAGAAUUGGACAAAUUGCCUGGGAAAAUCAGCCUUAGUGCUGAUACAUGGACUGCUAAUGGCGAUGCUGAAUACUUGUGUUUGACAGCACAUUACAUAGAUGACUCUUGGCAACUGAAAAAGAAGAUUCUGAAUUUUUUAACAACUGAUCCUUCCCAAACAGAAGACAUGCUUUCAGAAGUUAUCAUGACUAGUCUAAGAAAUUGGGAUAUUGACAGGAAAUUGUUUUCUGUGACAUUUGAUAACUACUCGACAUAUGACAAAAUUGUAAGUAGAAUCAGAGAGCAGCUUUGCCAGCACAGGUUUCUUUACUGUGACGGUCAAUUAUUUGAUACACGCUGUGCAGCUAAUGUUGUCAAGUUGAUGGUCCAAGAUACCUUAGAAACAGCAAGCCCGAUAAUCCACAAGGUCCGGGAAAGUAUUCGGUAUGUUCGAAGUUCACAGGCAAACCAGGAAAAGUUCACUGAGAUGGCUCAAAUUGUUGGGGUUGAUUGCCAGAAGUGCUUGAAUCUUGAUAAUUCAUUUUAUUGGAACACAACAUAUAUCAUGAUUGAAACUGCUUUGGAGUACAAAGAUGCAUUUCCCCUUUUGCAAGAACAUGAUUCUGGGUAUGGAAUGUGUCCAUCUGCCACAGAGUGGGAUAGAAUAAGUGCCAUUGCUAGCUUCCUAAAGCUCUUUGUUGAAGUUUCCAGUGUUUUUGCAGGAAGCAAGUAUCCUACUGCAAAUACAUACUUUCCAGAGAUCUGUGAUAUUCAUUUGCAGUUGAUUGAGUGGUGUCAAAACUCGGAUGAUUUUGUUAAUUCUUUGGCUCUAAAGUUGAAAAGCCGAUUUGAUGAGUACUGGAAAAAAUGUAGCUUGGCUUUGGCAAUUGCAGCUAUCUUAGACCCAAGAUACAAGAUGAAAUUGGUUGAAUACUAUUAUCCUCAAAUAUAUGGUGAUAGUGCUCCAGACUGUAUUAAUAUUGUCUCAGAUUGUAUGAAGGCUUUGUAUAAUGGCCAUGCUAUUUACUCACCAUUAGCUCCUAACGGUCAAGCUGAAGCAUCUCAAGUUGGUGGUGCUGGUGCUGGUGCUAAUAAUGAUCGGCUGACAGGGUACGACAAAUUCAUAUAUGAGACUUCACAGAGCAACAACAUAAAAUCAGAUUUAGAUAAAUACUUGGAAGAGCCGCUUUUCCCGAGAAAAGCCGAUUUUAGCAUAUUAAACUGGUGGAAGGUUCACACUCCAAGGUAUCCUAUUCUGUCCAUGAUGGCACGGAAUAUUCUUGGAAUGCCUAUGUCAAAAGCUUCAUUAGAGUUUGUAUUCAACACUGGGAAUAAAGCUCUUGAACAGUAUCGCAGUUCGCUAAGAUCAGAUACCUUGCAAGCUUUGAUGUGUGCCCAGGACUGGAUGCGCGAUGAAUUUGAAGAUUCAAGGGCUUCAUCGAGCACCGUUACUCUGGCCCUAUGCUAUGAUGCAAAAUAAUAGCAAGCUUUGGUUAUGCUUUUGUCAUUCCAGGUUGCCAUUCUUUUGCCUUCUGUGUAUAUUAGCAUCUUCUAAACAGUUUCUCUCCUUGUUAUGUUAAGAUUUUGUAGAAAUUAGUUCAUUUGAAGAUUUUGCUUUCCAGAGCUUCCAUAAGUUGGUGAUAGAAAUCAUUUGCUCUAACUUUAUGCCAAACAUCAGAUGGGAUCUUUUGUUCAAGAAUCUAACAGUUUUUGCCGUGUUAGGCCCCAUCAGUUAACUUA